Molecule: messenger RNA, 1293 nt
Organism: Miscanthus lutarioriparius
Lineage: Eukaryota; Viridiplantae; Streptophyta; Magnoliopsida; Poales; Poaceae
Source: the annotation of a GenBank genome assembly
AUGAGAAUCACAAAUCUCGUUGCCAAUAUCAAGUCACUCGGUGAAACCAUUGAUGAUACUCGAGUUGUCAAGAAAUUUCUGCGUGUUGUACCACCUCGGUUCAACCAAGUCGCCGUGUCAAUUGAAAUGUUUUGUGAAAUGAAAACACUCACAGUUGAAGAUCUGGUGGGAAGACUCCGUGCUGCUGAAGACCGUUUCGAAGACAAGGUGGAGCAUAUCACUGACAAGGCAGGGCGGCUGCUACUUGCUGAGGAUGAAUGGCUUGAGAAACACAAGCAUCGUUUCCAGGCAAAUUCGCACAGAGAGGGGAGCAGUGGAGGCAGCGGUGCAAGCAACCAUAUGACUGGCACCCGAUCUGCACUAGCUCACCUUGAUGAAAAUGUUCGUGGUUCAGUGCGCUUUGUUGAUGGCUCUAGCGUCGAGAUCUGUGGACUCGGCGCAGUGGUGAUUCAGGGUCGCCAUGAUCAACAUAAGGUACUCACAAAUGUCUACUACAUUCCAAAACUGAAAAGCAAUAUAGUGAGUCUUGGACAGCUGGAAGAGGCAGGCUGUGACAUCAGAUUGUUUGAUGGUCGGCUGAAAGUGUUUGAUCCGGAAUACAAUUUGUUAGUCAGUGCACCUCGCACUGUUGAGUAUCAGGACACUGCAGCUGGUCCGACAAUUCACGAACCAGCUGGAUCAGGCGAUGUCGGUGAAAAUUCAGGGGGUGGCGAUGCACCACCGCUCUCACCACAGUCUCCUGCAACCCCAGCGACACCACAGGCUCAACCCCAGAGUGCAGGCUCGGCCCCAGCUGCGAAUGGCAGUCCACAGCAAGGAAGUGCAGAAAGUUCAGAGGGUGUGCCACUGAGGUACAGGUCGCUGACUGAUCUGCUAGACUCAACAGAAGAAAUACAUGAUUUUGAGUAUAGUGGGCUAUGCUUGCUUGCAGCAGAUGAGCCAGUAAAUGUGGAGAGUGCACUAACAGAACAAUGUUGGAGAGAGGCCAUGAAUUCAGAACUUCAGGCCAUUGAGAGCAAUAACACCUGGAUGUGGAGAUCAUGGAGCACGUCGUGCGGCGGGGUGGACGGGCUUCAGGCCCAUAGCUCCCGCUCUCGCCGCGGUGAUCGCGUCCAAGCGCCGCCGUCGCUGUUCGCCGUCGCCGCUGAUCCAGGGACUGGCCGCCACGGCCUGGUUCCAACAGCUGGCCAUGGAGCCGUCGCGGUGCUUCAUGUUCGGCGCAUCCGUCGGGGGCCUCAUGGGUCUUUGCCUCAGCGGCCGGCUCGUGUUAUUUCUUCUUCUGCUGAUUCCUAA